UAUUAUCCCUUAUAUGGCUCCAGAGAUUUUGCAAAGACAAAAAUAUAAUAAAGCUUCAGAUAUAUAUAGUUUUGGAAUGAUUAUGUGGGAGUUUAUGACAGGUAGAAGACCUUUUUGGGAUCGAAUUCAUGAUACAGAACUUAUUAUUGAUAUUUGUGAUGGUUUACGACCACCAAUUGUCACAAAUGCGCCUGAAGGUUAUAUUAAAUUAAUGAAAAAAUGCUGGCAUUCUGAUCCAAGUAAAAGACCCACAACUUAUAAAAUGUGGGACAAACUUCGUAAUAUAUCGGGUAAUGGAAUUGAAAUUAUAGAAUCAUCAGAUAUUGGUCCUGUUCCAAAAAAUAAUCCAGGUGCCAUUUAUAAAAGUAGACCUUUAAGUGCCAUGAUUAGUUCUGCAAUGUCUUUAAAGAGUUCAAGAAGUCAAUCUAUUAAUUUAGAAAAAUUAAAAAGAAGAGUUGAAAAUGAUUUAAUUGAAGAUUAUAAUGAAUAUGGUCGAAGUAUUAAAAGAGAAAAAUUAUAUGAAAAUGAAGAUUAUCUUACAGCAGAAAUCGACUUAGAUAUUGAUGUAAAUUUUAAUAAUAAUGGAUAUAUUACUAAAGAAAUUGAUUUCGAUAUUGAUACUUUAAA
Molecule: messenger RNA, 627 nt
Organism: Rhizophagus irregularis DAOM 181602=DAOM 197198
Lineage: Eukaryota; Fungi; Glomeromycota; Glomeromycetes; Glomerales; Glomeraceae
Source: RefSeq, a predicted model, not a curated record